This is a messenger RNA of Rhinopithecus roxellana (golden snub-nosed monkey), 6371 nucleotides long. RefSeq names its product arginine-glutamic acid dipeptide repeats (gene RERE). Lineage: Eukaryota; Metazoa; Chordata; Mammalia; Primates; Cercopithecidae. The record is from RefSeq and is a predicted model, not a curated record. Gene Ontology annotation, molecular function: transcription corepressor activity. Gene Ontology annotation, cellular component: nucleus. The coding region runs from base 626 to 3664 and encodes 1012 amino acids. The transcript has 13 exons.
CCCCGCGCCCCCCGGGCCCCGCGCCGCGCGGCCCCGCCGCGGUCACACGCCGAGCCACCCGCGGCCGCCUCCGCCCUGCGCUUUGUGGAGCCGGAGCCCAGUGACAGGCGGCGGCCUCUUGCUGCCCCGGACCCCGGGCGCUUACCUGUGGCUGCUGGGGUCGGCGAAACGCUUCGUUAAGGGACUCAGGCAGUACGGGAAGAACUUCUUCAGAAUUAGAAAGGAGCUGCUUCCCAAUAAGGAAACAGGGGAGCUGAUCACCUUCUAUUACUAUUGGAAGAAGACCCCCGAAGCAGCCAGCUCCCGAGCCCAUCGUAGGCACCGCAGGCAGGCCGUGUUCAGGAGGAUUAAGACUCGCACUGCGUCCACACCCGUCAACACACCCUCCAGACCCCCGUCCAGUGAAUUCUUGGACCUGAGUUCAGCCAGUGAAGAUGACUUCGACAGUGAGGACAGCGAGCAGGAGCUGAAGGGGUACGCCUGCCGCCACUGCUUCACCACCACUUCCAAAGAUUGGCACCACGGAGGCCGGGAGAACAUCCUGCUUUGCACCGACUGUCGCAUCCACUUCAAGAAAUACGGCGAGCUCCCACCCAUUGAGAAGCCUGUGGACCCACCACCGUUUAUGUUCAAACCCGUCAAGGAAGAGGAUGAUGGGCUCAGUGGGAAGCAUAGCAUGAGGACGCGGCGGAGUCGGGGCUCGAUGUCGACACUACGCAGUGGUCGGAAGAAGCAGCCAGCCAGCCCUGAUGGUCGCACCUCACCCAUCAAUGAAGACAUCCGCUCCAGCGGCCGGAACUCCCCCAGCGCUGCCAGCACCUCCAGCAAUGACAGUAAAGCAGAGACAGUGAAGAAGUCGGCCAAGAAGGUGAAGGAGGAAGCCUCUUCCCCUCUUAAGAGUACCAAACGCCAGCGGGAGAAGGUGGCCUCUGAUACGGAGGAGGCUGACAGGACCAGCUCCAAGAAGACAAAAACGCAGGAGAUCAGCCGGCCCAACUCGCCAUCUGAAGGUGAGGGAGAGAGUUCAGACAGUCGCAGCGUCAACGAUGAGGGUAGCAGUGACCCCAAAGACAUCGACCAGGACAAUCGCAGCACGUCCCCGAGCAUCCCCAGCCCCCAGGACAAUGAGAGUGACUCGGACUCGUCAGCCCAGCAGCAGAUGCUGCAGGCCCAGCCCCCAGCCUUGCAGGCUCCCACUGGGGUCACCCCAGCUCCCUCCUCAGCUCCUCCAGGGACCCCUCAGCUGCCUGCGCCAGGGCCCACGCCCUCUGCCACUGCAGUUCCCCCGCAGGGCUCCCCCACGGCCUCCCAGGCCCCUAACCAGCCACAGGCUCCCACAGCACCUGUUCCGCACACCCACAUCCAACAGGCACCGGCCCUGCACCCCCAGCGGCCGCCCUCGCCGCAUCCCCCGCCACAUCCCUCACCGCACCCCACUCUGCAGCCUCUGACUGGGUCGGCAGGCCAGCCCUCUGCACCCUCUCAUGUCCAGCCCACCUUGCACGGUCAGGGCCCACCUGGCCCUCACAGUCUGCAGACGGGGCCCCUGCUGCAGCACCCAGGCCCCCCACAGCCCUUUGGCCUCCCUCCCCAGGCCUCCCAAGGCCAGGCCCCUCUGGGAGCCUCCCCAGCAGCAGCGCACCCUCACACCUCCCUGCAGCUGCCAGCCUCUCAGUCGGCACUGCAGUCCCAACAGCCUCCACGGGAGCAACCCCUGCCGCCAGCACCCUUGGCCAUGCCCCACAUCAAGCCCCCGCCCACCACUCCCAUCCCCCAGCUGCCGGCGCCACAGGCCCACAAGCACCCUCCCCACCUCUCAGGGCCCUCGCCCUUCUCCAUGAAUGCCAACCUGCCGCCCCCUCCAGCCCUGAAGCCCCUGAGCUCCCUGUCAACACACCAUCCCCCGUCGGCUCACCCCCCACCCCUGCAGCUCAUGCCUCAGAGCCAGCCGUUGCCCUCCUCACCUGCCCAGCCCCCCGGGCUGACCCAGAGCCAGAACCUGCCCCCGCCUCCUGCCUCCCACCCCCCUACAGGCCUCCACCAGGUGGCCCCCCAACCCCCAUUUGCUCAGCACCCCUUUGUCCCUGGAGGCCCUCCUCCCAUCACCCCUCCGACCUGCCCCUCCACCUCGACCCCACCGGCGGGACCUGGCACCUCGGCCCAGCCACCCUGUUCUGCUGCGGUGGCUUCAGGAGGCAGCAUAGCAGGGGGGUCAUCCUGCCCACUCCCCACGGUCCAGAUCAAGGAGGAGGCUCUGGACGACGCUGAGGAGCCUGAGAGCCCCCCUCCCCCACCAAGGAGCCCGUCCCCUGAGCCCACUGUGGUGGACACCCCCAGCCACGCCAGCCAGUCAGCUAGGUUCUACAAACACCUGGACCGGGGCUACAACUCGUGUGCACGGACAGACCUGUACUUCAUGCCUCUGGCCGGGUCCAAGCUGGCCAAGAAGAGGGAGGAGGCCAUUGAGAAGGCCAAGCGCGAGGCUGAGCAGAAAGCCCGAGAGGAGCGAGAGCGGGAGAAGGAAAAGGAGAAGGAGCGGGAGCGGGAGCGAGAGCGGGAGCGCGAGGCAGAGCGGGCAGCUAAGGCAUCUAGCUCAGCGCAUGAAGGUCGUCUCAGUGACCCCCAGCUCAGUGGUCCUGGCCACAUGCGGCCAUCCUUCGAGCCACCACCAACCACCAUUGCUGCCGUGCCCCCCUACAUCGGGCCUGACACACCUGCCCUUCGGACUCUGAGCGAGUACGCCCGGCCCCACGUCAUGUCGCCCACCAACCGCAACCACCCCUUCUACAUGCCCCUUAACCCCACGGACCCCCUGCUGGCCUACCACAUGCCUGGCCUCUACAACGUCGACCCCACCAUCCGCGAGCGGGAGCUCCGGGAGCGGGAGAUCCGAGAGCGGGAGAUCCGGGAGCGAGAGCUGCGGGAGAGGAUGAAGCCGGGCUUCGAGGUGAAGCCCCCAGAGCUGGACCCCCUGCACCCAGCCGCCAACCCCAUGGAGCACUUUGCCCGGCACAGCGCCCUCGCCAUCCCCCCGACGGCCGGGCCCCACCCUUUUGCUUCUUUCCACCCGGGCCUGAACCCCUUGGAGAGGGAGAGACUGGCCCUGGCGGGCCCCCAGCUGCGGCCCGAGAUGAGCUACCCUGACAGACUGGCAGCCGAGCGCAUCCACGCAGAGCGCAUGGCGUCACUGACCAGUGACCCCCUGGCCCGACUGCAGAUGUUCAACGUGACUCCACACCAUCACCAGCACUCACACAUUCACUCCCACCUCCACCUCCACCAGCAGGACCCCCUCCACCAAGGUUCAGCAGGCCCCGUUCACCCGCUGGUCGACCCCCUGACUGCUGGCCCCCACCUGGCUCGCUUCCCCUACCCGCCUGGCACUCUCCCCAACCCUCUGCUUGGACAGCCCCCUCAUGAGCACGAGAUGCUUCGCCAUCCAGUUUUCGGCACCCCCUAUCCCCGAGACCUGCCUGGGGCCAUCCCACCCCCCAUGUCAGCAGCCCACCAGCUGCAGGCCAUGCACGCCCAGUCGGCUGAGCUGCAGAGACUGGCCAUGGAGCAGCAGUGGCUGCAUGGACAUCCCCACAUGCAUGGUGGCCACCUACCAAGUCAGGAAGAUUAUUACAGUCGACUGAAGAAAGAAGGUGACAAGCAGUUAUAAGUUAUUUAUUUGUUAACGCUGGCUGUGGAAACCCCAGUUCUUGGGGGAAGAAACAGGACUUUUUACAUACAAUAGGAGCUGCAAAAGCAAAAAGAAUAUCUUCUAAAGAUUUCUUUAUAUAUUUAAAAACCCACAACUAAAAAUAUAUCCACAUAAUAGUGUUCGUUUGUCGAGAGGAUUUCCCGAGACUGGUUUGGAUCUCCCUGCAUGACAGUCCCCCAGAAACUUAGUGAGUCCUGGACUGGACUGAACAUCCAGAAAGCUUCCCUGCAAUCUUGGGGUUUGGCUUUAGUUUUCUUUUCCUUGAUUUCUCAGUAGGUGCUAGAAUCCAGUUCACACCCUUCACUGUGCGUGCAGACACACUGACACACUCCGCCACGAGUGCUCCAGAGCCCGCGAGGCUUGCAGAUCGGUGGCAUAGGAAUUUGGAAUCCAAGAGCUAUAAUUUUUAAAAAAAUCUUUUAUUUUAAUACAUUGUAGGAAAUCUUCAUAAUUUGAGAAAGUUCUGCAGCAUGGCUUUUUACGUCUGUAAAUAAAUAAUUUUAGAACAGCCUUUUUUUUCUUCCAUAAACUACUAUUGUGAUCUAUUUUUUCCAGCCAUGUCACUAAUUGUGAAUUCCUACCAACUAUUGACAGAAUACAGAGUUGAUUUUUUAAUAAAAAGUUAUAUAUAAUUAUCCCUUUAAUUAAAGGGAGCAAAGGGGCGUUCCACAUGGACAGAGAGGCUUGGGCCGAGGCCUGGUCACAGCAGCGAGCAUCCAGGGUUUGCAGGGACGAUGUUACAGACUCUCUGUUUUGCUGCCUUGCGUUUCACUUGUGUCUGCUCCUAGCCUGUGCUCUGCCAGCAGCGCAGACUUCUGCUCCAUCAGACCUCUUCCAUUUUGCACAGGGAGUGCGGGAGGUGAAUGUUCACUUUCUGUUCUCCGGUGUCACUGUUCUGUUUCCACGAGAUGGAAAGCGCAUGGGCCUGUGUCCGUUGUAGAUUUCCUUCUAGAUUUCUAUGUACACACACUUGAUUGUUGUGGAUGAAUGUCUUUUUUAAUAUUCCAAAAAUUUCAUCAUCUAAGAAAUUCAAGAAAAUGAUUCCAUACAAAUAACUCAGCACACGAGCAACCCAGGGCGUAUGCCUGCCAAAGGGAUCUACUAGAAGGCUGCCCUCUCAUGCUCAUUGUCAUUUGGAUGUUGUGAUGAGGACGGCCUCGUCAUUCUUGCCGCAGACUGAGGCCACUUUUGAGCCAGGGAGAUCCUGGAGUUAAGACAGGUAUUGGGGGCAGUCUGUAUUUUACCCUAGGAGCAGGUCUGUUUGUGACCUCACCCCGCACUGGUAAACCAUUUGAGUCCCACUCUUCAUCCUGGAAGUGGGAACUGGAGUCCCACCCACAAAUGUGUAGUCAGAAAGCCGGCUUUGUGGGGGCCGCUUCUUAGGAGGCCAGGCCCUUCUGAGCAGAACAGUCCUGGAGAGAGCCCGCCCUCCUUUCCAGGGUGCAGCCGUAAUGCACUUUCUCCCAGGCUGAGUGCAGGCUCUUCGGGGUUGUCUCCCCUCUGUCAGCCCUGCUUCCUGCCAGGACAUGUCCUCUUCCGAUCUUUUUCUCUCAGACACUUGACAGCUCUUCUGCCAUUUGUGCUGGUCCCAUCCCAAGAAUUGUAGGACAAAAAGAGACCACACUGGGUCAGAGGACACAAAGGCCACCUAGGACCCAGGCUGCAGAGGGAGCAGGAAGAGAGGCUGAUAGUUUGAUCCAGAAACGAGCAGAUACUAGCUCAGAUUCAGGUUCUGGAGUCAAGUAGGGGCAUUUCCAGUUUCUUUUAAAAACCAUGUUUGGUUUCAGUUGGGAUAGGAUUGUUUUGUCUGUUGAAAAUGUUUCUAGGUUUUUUUUUUUCCUUCCAUUUUUCUCUCAUUCCAUUUCUGCCUUAACUUUAGUUUCUUCGCGGGGAGGAAAGCUCACACCUUCUGUCCUGGGACUUCAGACCACAUUGGCUUGGAGGCUCGUCUCCUCCUGGGGUGGGGACAGGCUCUCGCGGCGGGCUUGUUCCCAUGGCUCUGAGUGAGGCCACUUCCUGCUGGACUGCCAGACUCCUGCAUCCAGGCCCCCACCUUCUCGGCUUUUGGGUUUUCUGUCUGUCUUUUUGGUAGAACACAACAUCUACCGUUCAGUGAAACCUUCUUUAUCUCCUCCUCUGUCAUCCGUUUUUCCAAAGAAUGAAGAGUCGAGUCCUCUGAGGUCUGUGCUUGAAAACUGUCUGAAGGUGUUCUCGUUAGGUUUGCUUUUCUCCCCGUAUCCCAAGGCGAAGCACUGAGAUUCUUCCAUCUAAAAACCCUCGACCUGAAACCCUCACCUGGUCAGCUACAGUUUGUUUAGGAGGCCCUGACCUUCACAGUGUCUUUGAAGCCCAACCACUUGGUUUCCUUCAGAUUUUCCUCCCUUUGUUCGGGGUUUGAUUUGGCUCCUCUGUGUGUGUCCGUAUCUUGUUCAGUGUCCACGAGGUUGAGCUUCACUCCACUGCGGCAGAGGCAGAGUGCACACUCGGAUUUGCUACGUUUCUAUAUAUCUUGAAGCUAAAUGUAUAUAUGAGUAGUUCGCCGUGAGAUAACACAGUGUGAACAGUAGACACCCAGAAAUCGUGACUUCUGUGUUCUCUCCAUUUGAGUAUUUUGUAAUUUUUUUGAAAUAUUUGUGGACAUAAAUAAAACCAAGCUACACUACAA